UUAGCGAAUGGUUUGUUUCUUCGUUUUAAAGUCCCUCCUCCACAUUGACCGGCGGCAUUAUCCGGCGCUCCGUCAUGUCGGGGACGCAGCUGCUCAGGCUGCGGGUUAACGAGCGGUUGUCGGCGGCUGCAGAGGAGAUCUUCGGGCUGGUGGAGAAGACAAUAGCGGAGUAUCGGGACGAAGCAGUCCGCUCCAGGAGAGAGGUCAUCCAGCUGAGGCAGCAGAUCGAGCAGCUGACCGCCUUAAAACCUCAAGUUUUGUUGUUCAGGGCAGACGCACAGUCUGUCUCUGGGGACAUUUUUCCUUCACAGCAGCCAGAACAGCUUCCCAAUGAGCAGGAAAAGCACGAGUCUCCUCAGGUCAAACAGGAGCAGGUGGAUCUGUGCAUCAGUGCGUACAUGGAGGCUGAUAUUUUCCACGAUGCUGAAGUCAAACACUCUGCAUCAGAACCAACCACUAACUGCGAACCGCUCCCACCUGUCCCUGUGAGUGUGACGGAAAGCGUAGACGACGGACGAAAUGAAAAAGAUGCUUCACAUCUGUCACAUCCGAAUCAGCACAUGGAUCAAUGUGUCACCUCAGAGAUGAAGGAGGAAUCUUCUGAGGACGUACGAGGUAAACUUACCGAGUUGGACACGACCGCUCAGUCUGACUGCCGGCUGUUCCCAGCCGUCAGCACUAUAACGGUGACAAUUAAUGACGAUGAAUGGAACAAGAGUCAAAGUGCUUUAACAGAGCAGCAACAAGCGCAGAAGGACGAUAAGACUUGUCAUUUCUGCGGGAAGCGUUUUAACAGGGACUCUGACCUGAUCAAACAUGUCGAAAUGGUUCACAUGAAGACAAAGGCUUUCAAAUGCUCCGAGUGCGACAAGGAGUUUGCUUGUCGGAGCCACCUGGAGGCGCAUCUGAGAAUUCACACAGGUGAAAAGCCGCACAAGUGUCCCUUCUGUUCGAAAUCAUUCACACAGAGGUCAAAUCUCAACGUUCAUUUACGGGUGCACACGCGCGAAAAGCCAUAUUUUUGCAAAUCUUGCAACAGAAGGGUUGCGUAUAGCUCUCACCUCAAAACAUGUAGCAUAAAGGAGCUCAGGGGGGGGAAAUCAUUUUGCUGUUUGGUUUGUGGUGUAGAAUUUCCCACCGCUUCAAAAAUGUGGCUCCAUAAAAAGAUCCACAAAGCCGGGAAAAUUUAAGACUGUUUUGUAGGAUUUUGCGGGAUCAUCAGACUAAAUUUGAAUUGACUUUUGUUCCCAGGACAUGUGAUGGUCCUUAAAAAGUCUUAAAUUCAAUUUU
This is a messenger RNA of Plectropomus leopardus (leopard coralgrouper), 1290 nucleotides long. RefSeq lists its product as uncharacterized. Gene Ontology annotation, cellular component: nucleus. Gene Ontology annotation, biological process: regulation of gene expression. The record is from RefSeq and is a predicted model, not a curated record. NCBI's taxonomy places the organism in Eukaryota, Metazoa, Chordata, Actinopteri, Perciformes, Serranidae.